AUGACUCUGCCCCGUCAAGACAUUGAAUUCAAGGCUUGCGAUGGCACCAUUCUUCGCGGAUGGUUAUAUCCAAGGCACGAGAUCUCGCCAUGCAUCAUCAUGACCCAUGGACUUGGCGGCACUCGCCACUUCUUACUGCCCCGGUUCGCCUCCGCUUUCAACGAGGCAGGAUAUGCCGUCUUGCUCUACGAUAACCGUAACUGGGGAGACAGCGAUGGUCUACCUCGACAAGAGUCGAACCCAGCGUUGCAGCAAACCGACUACUUCGACGCAUUCAACUAUGCCAUCACCUUGCCCUGUGUCGACGGCGACAGGAUAAUAUACUGGGGCAGUAGCUUCUCGGGCGGCAAUGUCAUCUAUGCGGCAGCGAUAGACAAGCGAAUCAAAGCUGCCAUCAUUCAAGCGCCUGCCGUGUCUGGCGAGACUCGAUCUCUUGCGUUCAGGCAUCGCAUUCCGGAGCUACUGGAGGACAGAAAACGGAUCACUUCCGAUCUGGGUCAUUCUACUGUACCGCUGAUUGCGCCUGAUCGAGAGUCUGCUGAUCCGUCUAAAACAGACGCCAUGUUCCCAACCAAGGAUGCCUACGACAUUUUGAUUGAGCAAGGGAAUUGUGGCAGCCAGUGGGAAAACUAUGUCACGUCUCAGACUCAACUGCACAUGCUCAGUUUUGAGGCUCAGGCAAUGAUCCAUAGGAUCUCCCCCACACCGCUCCUGUUUGUCAUCCCAGGCAACGACGUCCUUGUUUCAACAUCGUCCCAGAUGGAUGCCUUCAACAAGGCUCGGGAGCCGAAGCAGUUGCAUUACCUGAAAGAAUGCGGCCACUUUGAUAUAUACCUGGGGGAUUACUUUCGAGACAACAUCAAGGCGCAGAUCCAGUUCCUAGAACGAUAUGUUAAGUAG
Molecule: messenger RNA, 900 nt
Organism: Ilyonectria robusta
Lineage: Eukaryota; Fungi; Ascomycota; Sordariomycetes; Hypocreales; Nectriaceae
Product: alpha/beta superfamily hydrolase
Exons: 2
Coding region: 1-900 (299 amino acids)
Source: RefSeq, a predicted model, not a curated record